Molecule: messenger RNA, 3016 nt
Organism: Asparagus officinalis (garden asparagus)
Lineage: Eukaryota; Viridiplantae; Streptophyta; Magnoliopsida; Asparagales; Asparagaceae
Product: transcription initiation factor TFIID subunit 4b-like
Exons: 13
Coding region: 16-2817 (933 amino acids)
Biological process (GO): transcription initiation at RNA polymerase II promoter
Cellular component (GO): transcription factor TFIID complex
Molecular function (GO): RNA polymerase II general transcription initiation factor activity; protein heterodimerization activity; DNA binding
Source: RefSeq, a predicted model, not a curated record
UUGCAGGACGAGAGCAUGCCUCGGGGCGGACGUGGAGGCGCUGUCGCGGUCCCUCCAUCGGACAUUGGAGGGGAUUCUUCCACUUUCUCGCAGCUCUCGGAUUCUGAGUCCGGAGUGUUGCCUCAAACGGGCAGUUCUGCAUCACAGCAGCUUCUUGGGCAUUGGCAAAAUUCCAGUCAAGAUGGGAACAUCAGCGAGAAUAUCCAGCAAAAAGAAGAACCAGGCUCACAGUCAGAGCAUCCUUCAUCACAAACAGAAUCUACACAACAAUUAUCUAGUGCCGAAGGUCAGGAUCAGCAAGGCAGUAACCAAACCAAACAUGAUCAGCCACAAUUGCAGCUGGACCAUUCUCACUCUGAUCAGCAGUUACAGACAGAAACAAGUGCAGCUCAACCUGUUGACAAAGAUCAGAUAAAUAGUUCUGGUCAAACUUCUUUCCAGAUCCAAAAACAGGAGAGCAGCACUCAGUAUUCUGAUAGCCAGCAGCAAACUAUUGAUCAGCCAUUGAAUGCUGAACAACAAACUGCAGCUGCUAACCUUCCGUUCCCAAAACAGGAAAGCAGCACACAGCAUUCUGAGAGUCAGCAGCAAAAUAUUCAACAGCAAUUGAAUGUUGAAGAACAAAUUGCAUCUGGUAGUGAAGCAAAGCGGAUGAAAAGUUCGCCUAGCAUACCAUUCCAGCUAUUGAUUCCAAUCGUACGCCCACAUCUUGAUAAAGAUAGAGCUAUGCAGCUCCAGUCUGUAUUCACUAAACUCAGGUCUAAUGAGGUCAGCAAAGAGGACUUUUUAAGAGUAAUCAGGAAUAUCGUUGGGGAUCAGAUGCUCAGACAAGCAGUUAAUAAAGUUCAUAUGCAGCUUCAGGCUCAAGCAGCUAAAAAUCAGCAGACAAGUCCAAACCAAUAUUCCUUACAAAAUCAAGCUUCUCAGCAGCAACUUUUAUCUCGAGGAGCUCAACAGUUUCAUGAUUCUCGAGCAUUUUCAUUGCUUCCCCGCCAACCUGUCUCAGCUUCGACAGUACAGAUGCAGAUGGAUACGAAAUUUCCUCCCAUUGAGAACAGUAGUCAGAAAUCCCGAGAAACAGAACAUAACUCUGAUGGAAGAGGAAUGAAUGCUUCCCAAAUGCAUUCCACCAGCAAGAUUGUUAGCAAUCCAGAGAGGGAAGCUUCUAUAGACUCAAUACAAGGAAUUAACAAGCAGCAACAACAGUUGCUACAACCGCAAACAUCAUUUCCUAUGUAUGCUGGAAGCUCGAGUAGUUUUCAUUCUCAUCCAUAUGCUAGGCCACCUAUUAGUGCUGCAACUACUGCUCUUAGAUCACAACAUCAGGAUUCACAAAUGAGGCCAUCUCCACAUACACAAGGCAUGGCUCCAAAAAAGUCUGGGCCAGUUCAGCCUGGUAAUGCAUUAAAUGUACCCAAAUACGAACUACAAAAUAUUGGUAAUGAUGCCAAAAGACUUCAUGGAGGGCCUUUGACAAGCCAUUCAUCACAACAGCUCCCAGUUUCAUGGCAACCAAUGGCAAGCAAAGAGCAAAGGAGUACUUCUAUCCCAUCAAUGUCUCAUGUAAAACAAGAAGUAGUUGAUCAGGCUAAUGAGCCUUCAAACAAGUCUCAGUUAACUACUCCACAUGGCUCUUCAUUUGGCUCUGGAAAUGUUGGCCAAGGAAAUCCAACUCUCGGUGCUUUGAAUAGUAUAGGAAGUCUGACAACCUUGGCAGAUUCAAAUGCACAGAUUUCGUCUCCUCUUCUUGCUGGAACUACAACAAAAACACAACUGAAGAAACCUUCUGUUGGGCAGAAGAAGCCUCUUGAAGCUGCAAGUAAUUCCUCUGCUACAGCAAGCAAAAAGCAGAAGACAUCUGGCACAUUUCAUGACCAAAGCAUUGAGCAUUUAAAUGAUGUUACAGCUGUUAGCGGAGUCAAUUUGAGGGAAGAGGAGGAGCAGCUACUUGCUGCCCCUAAGGAGGAUAGCCGAGCUUCAGAAGCAACUAGGAGAGUUGUCCAAGAAGAAGAAGAAAGGUUGAUUCUCCAGAAAGGCCCUCUUCAGAAAAAGCUAGCGGAUAUCAUGUACAAAACUGGUUUGAAAAGAAUCAGCAAUGACGUGGAGCGAUGUUUAUCAUUGUGUGUAGAGGAACGUCUGCGAGGAGUUAUCAAUUCUUUGAUAAGAUUGUCAAAACAGAGGGUUGAUAUUGAGAAGACGAGGCACCGUUUUGUCAUCACUUCAGAUGUUCGUCGCCAUAUUUUGGAGGUAAAUAGGAGGGCUAAGGAAGAAUGGGACAAAAAGCAGGCUGAAGAAGCAGAAAAGAACAGAAAAGUCAAUGAAUCUGAUGGCAAUGGGUCAGAUGUAGACAAGGACAAGGAUGAUGGCCGAUCAAAGGCCAACAAGGCCAACAAGGAAGAGGAUGACAAGAUGAGAACAACAGCAGCAAAUGUUGCAGCCCGAGCUGCUGUUGGGGGAGAUGAUGUGCUCUCAAAGUGGCAGCUCAUGGCUGAACAAGCUCGUCAGAAGCGUGAAGGCCUGGAUGCUCCUUCUCCUUCACAAACAGGUAAAGCAACAAGCAGCAAGCCUUCAUCAGGCUUAAAAAGAAGUAUGAAGGAGCAGCAAGAAACUCAAAGGAGAGGUUCCUCUUCCUCUUCAAUUUCUGGGGGCAGUAGACGAUUUGGGAGGAGCCCAGCAGCCAUAUCGCAGUCCAAAGUUGCACGAAAUAUUUCUCGAAAGGAUAUAAUCGCUGUUUUGGAGAGGGAGCCUCAAAUGUCGAAGUCUACUCUAAUCUAUCGCUUGUAUGAGAAAUUAUCUGGUGACUCCGCUGUGGAAUAAUUGUGUCAUAUAUGAAAUGAAAAUGGUUUGUUGCAGCUCUGCUGUAUGUAUCUUAUGUUGUACAUAUUCAUGGAUGUUGUAAUCACUGAAAUAGUUGUGCAAGAUCAACCACUCCCAGUAUUAUCUAAUGUUCCAAACCUUACUUUUAUCCAAUUUGAUGACGUAAUAAUAGGGUUUCGGUGGAAGAUUUAUGACUUGA